AUGCCGUACGCAGACCCAAGAUCGCACCGGCGUGCGUUCAACCUUCGUCGCUCUUUCGCGAGCUUUGUAAAGUCGAAGCUCUCCUACUUCUUCGUCCCCAGACACCAACCGCCUCUGCCCUUCGUCCACCCAGUUAUCGUUCCCCCUCCUUCCCUUCCACCGGUACGACCGCCAGUCAUCAGUCGCCCACACCAGUUACGACGUGUUCCCCCACCCAUUUAUCAUGCCCCGCCCCGCCUACAUUUCAUCCAUCGACUCCCUGUCGAGAUCCUCAGCCUCAUCUUCGUGAUCGGUUCGGAAGAUGACUCCUACCUUCCCAUCGCGGUGUCCCACGUCUGCAGAACUUGGCGUCAAAUUGCUCUGCAUACGCCGUCACUGUGGCGUCGCAUCACACUUACCCCCCAUGAGUACAUGUGGAGGCAUAGGAUCCAUCGAGCGAGAGCGUGCACUCUCGACAUCGAAUUGCUGCCCUGGCGGACAAUCGCUGGGGGCAUCCGUCGCUCUCAAGAGCUCAACCCAUACACCGUACAAUGGUACAUGCAUAUCGCGCUUCCACACAUCGUCAAAUGGCGUUCGCUCGAGAUCGUGUACACGGAGUAUUCACCCUACCUGUGGCGUGCGACAUUAGCUGGCUUCUACUCCCCAGCACCAGCGCUGGAGGCGCUGUCCCUCAUAUAUCGCCUCAACGAUGAUACCCAGAAGUUUCUUCUCUUCUCAGAACAGGCUCCUCGCCUGCGUCGAGUAACGGUGGAUGGGAUAAGAUUGGUGUGGACACGGACGUUGUUCGGCAACCUGACCUUCCUCGACUAUACCCAUCAUGGAUUUACAAGUGGUCACCAAGCAGUCCACGACGUCAUCUCAAUCCUCACAAUCUGCCACCGUUUGGUUGAACUCUGCGUCCUCUUUCCUCGAGGACAGGUUGCGCGUCUGCCCUCGCGUCGCGAUCAUGUUACCAAACGCGCCAAACUCUCAUCACUCGCUCAUCUGCAAUUGAGCGUCGACGGAUCUGACAUUCCCUUCGAGCUCGCACACCUCGUCACACUUAUCUCGACACCACGCCUCACGACCCUCCGCCUGGUUGAUCUGGGCCACUCUUAUCACGCUUUCCCCAGUCUGAAAUCCUUCUUCUACGUUUACUCCCUCCCUCCGACCCUGCGCUCCGUUCACACGAACUAUGGCUGGUACGAUCCCCGUAUGGUCCAGCCUAUGGUACAAUCUCUUCCAAAGCUUAUGGAGAUUAUCCUCAAGAGACCCCGUGCGCCAGAACAAGUGCUAAAUGUGAAUACGCGGGCGAAGUCUGUCAGGGUGAAGCGCAGAACAGGAUCCACCAGUCGCACGACUGCUCAGGACUCCCACAGACAUUAUUACCGUAUCGACCAGGCUAAUUUACCGUACUACUCAAGCCGCGUAUAA
Molecule: messenger RNA, 1413 nt
Organism: Cyclocybe aegerita
Lineage: Eukaryota; Fungi; Basidiomycota; Agaricomycetes; Agaricales; Hemipholiotaceae
Source: the annotation of a GenBank genome assembly